Xenopus laevis (African clawed frog) is the source of this 2360-nucleotide messenger RNA. It is a transcript of the gene mpped1.S, whose product is annotated as metallophosphoesterase domain containing 1 S homeolog. The record is from RefSeq and is a predicted model, not a curated record. Lineage: Eukaryota; Metazoa; Chordata; Amphibia; Anura; Pipidae. The coding region runs from base 541 to 1473 and encodes 310 amino acids. The transcript has 7 exons.
CCUGCAGCCACAGGGUCUGCUUCCUCUGUAGUUACACCCCUGGGUGUCCUGCUCCUGAUAGAGGGCCCGGCUGCAGAGGUAACCAUUCUCCAUUGAAAGAGUUAAUCCGCUGCAUAUUAACUAAAGGCAUCUUCUGAGCACUGUAUUUUAACCACAUCUUGCAUUCUUUUAUUGUCCAUCCAUCAUGAAUACAAUCCCCAGCUGACUGCAGUUCCAUAUGGGAAGCCUUGUAUAAUAUUUAGAGGGGAGCGCCCCCAACUCUUGUCAAUCAUUUCACGCACAAACACCCCCCCCCCAUCCACACUCUCACACAGUGAAAUCCGGCGGCUCUGCUGUAGAACAGUGUAUUCCGGAGCAUGAACAUGAGAUUAAAGAAGAGCCGAGGCUUCUGUGUCUGACGGCUGACUCUCUGGGUUUCCUUCUUCUGGUCAGGACACCAUCCAUCAUUAUUUAAAGGUAAUCAGGCGGGGUGUGACGGGGGAACGUAUAUGAUGAUACCACCCUAUCUCAUCGGCGGAGGCAGAUAGUAGAGAUGUUCCUAUGAAAAGCCUCUGGUACAAAAGCAUGGCAUUCACCCACUCGCACAUCAUGGCAUCCAGACGGCAUCCGCAGAGCAGGGUUUUAAUUGAAGUGGACGAGUACAGCUGCAACCCCACCCAAGCGUUUACUUUCUACAACAUCAACCAAGGGCGAUUUCAACCUCCGCACGUGCAAAUGGUGGACCCUGUGCCUCACGAUGCCCCCAAGCCUCCUGGCUAUACCCGCUUUGUUUGUAUUUCCGACACCCAUUCCAGAACAGACCUCUUGCAGAUGCCAUACGGAGAUGUCUUAAUUCACGCUGGCGACUUCACUGAACUGGGGCUUCCAAGCGAAGUGAAGAAGUUUAACGACUGGCUUGGAAGCCUUCCGUACGAGUAUAAGAUUGUCAUCGCCGGAAAUCACGAACUGACGUUUGACCGCGAGUUCAUGGCCGACCUGAUUAAACAAGACUUUUAUUAUUUCCCUUCCGUGUCGAAGCUAAAGCCGGAGAAUUAUGAAAAUGUCCAGUCCCUGCUAACCAACUGCAUUUAUCUGCAAGACUCCGAAGUUACCGUUAGGGGUUUCCGCAUAUACGGCUCCCCGUGGCAGCCUUGGUUCUACGGCUGGGGAUUUAACUUGCCCCGGGGUCAGGCCCUGUUAGACAAGUGGAACCUCAUACCCGAUGCCACCGACAUCCUCAUCACCCACGGACCCCCGCUAGGGUUCUUAGACUGGGUCCCCAAGAAACUGCAACGAGUCGGCUGUGUGGAAUUGCUCAAUACAGUCCAGCGGAGGAUACAGCCCCGUCUCCACGUAUUCGGUCAUAUUCAUGAAGGGUACGGAGUAAUGGCGGAUGGAACGACCACCUACGUGAACUCUUCCGUGUGCACCGUCAACUACCAGCCGGUAAAUCCCCCCAUAGUGAUCGACUUGCCCACCCCCAGAAACACGUGAUUUCCCUGGAGUCUGAUUGAUAACGUGUGUGUGUGGAAUGCACGGGGGGGAGGGGCAUCAUUGAGGUGACCUGGAGCCAUUUUUUUUUAUAUCUGAGGCUCAUUGAUGUCUCCAAGUGAGGGAACAAUACAAACACCAUUGGGUCUGGAGAAUAUUUAUUUAGGGGGAGACAAGACUCUCGGCUGGUUUUCGGGACUAAUUAUCCAAAAUCCAAACAGAAUCACUCGCCCAUUCUCUGGGAAAACAAUGGAGCGCUAACGGAUUCUCUUUUAUUUUCUGGGAUGGAAAAUGCUUGUGUGGUUUUUAUGUGCUGCUUAGAGUGUCGUGUGCAUACAAAUUCAGAAUCCCACCCGCAUUCCGUGCCUACCCCCCCCACCAGCGCAUUUCUAAUGCAACAAGACGCAGAACCCGUACACAGUAAAAGACGUAGUUACUGUCAAGGGGAACUAAAGCCUAAAAUUAAUUUGACUAGAAAUGCUGUAUAUUAUAUACUGUACCAGCCCUAGAACAGUAAUGAUCCAGUUUCCCCUGAGCAGCUCCACAUCUUGGAUCUUGUUAGGCAUCUUUUGUGAGUCAGCGGCACUGCACAUGCUCAGUGUGGUCUGGGCUGCUGCUGAGAAGCUAAACUUAGGGAAUGGGGGAAAUCAUCUUAGGGAACAGGGGGAAAUCAUCUUAGGGGUCGGGGGGAAAUCAUCCAUCAGAAAGUGAGGUUCAUUGGCCAUAGAACUGAUGCUACAGGGCCGAUUAUGAAUCAAUUCGGAUGCCGACUGCACUGAUUUCUGUAUUGUGACUCUGAUUACGGAUCAACCUGGUACUGUAUAUUGUUAUUGUAUAUUGUGACAUUUCUAUUCUAUGUGUACUGUAUAUUGUGAGUGGGUCCCUAAGCU